AUGUCAGCAAGUGAGCGUCAAAAAAUUCUCUAUAGUAUAGGUGGGAAAGGCACUUACCUUGAAGUACCCCAGCUGCUACGAGAGCUUCGAGAGGAAGCAGAUCAUCCGGUAGAGGAGAGGCUUCGUAUUCAAGGGCUACAUCGUCAAAGGCGACGAGGCAUUCCUAUUAAUGUUGACGAUCUAAAGAAGAGGCCGUUUGUUCGUAGAACAUUUACUGGGCCAGUUACCACAGUUGACUACGAACCGGAACUCACCGAUGCAGAAAUUCAUCAGAGGCAGAGCGGUGUUAAUGGAUGGCUUCAAAUGCAGAGCAGAGCGAGGGCCCUUCAAAGACAGCACAUGAGAAAUCGAAGAGGUCCUGCAACAACCGAUCCUAUUCAUGAUGAUGAUUUUCAAGUUGAUGAAGAGGAUAUCCUUGGACUCAGCUUCAGCGCAAAGCUUAGCGACGAAGAAGGAGGAGAAUACGGUGAAGAAUACAGAAGAUAUUAUGAAGGAGAUGGUGGCAAGUCAGGAGAAAGUGAUGAAGAAGAAAAAGACCAAUGA
This is a messenger RNA of Eimeria acervulina, 543 nucleotides long. RefSeq lists its product as hypothetical. NCBI's taxonomy places the organism in Eukaryota, Apicomplexa, Conoidasida, Eucoccidiorida, Eimeriidae. The transcript has a single exon. The coding region runs from base 1 to 543 and encodes 180 amino acids. The record is from RefSeq and is a predicted model, not a curated record.